GGAGCGGGAACGAGAAUGCUGACUGAAGAUGGACGUUCCUGAAUACCUGGAUCUGGAUGAGAUUGACUUCACUGAUGAUUUACCUUACAAGAGCAUUCCCGAGCUCUGCCGGAGACACGAUGCAGCGAACGACGAGAGACAAGCUCCGUCCAUCAACUGGGCUCGCAGCGCGGCGUCCGGCGGAGCGGCAAUCAAACCCACCGGCAUCGCUGAUGUCUACAGCAAGUUCCGUCCGGUCAAGCGCGUGUCUCCGCUCAAACACCAGCCGCAGGAGUCGGAUCCGGAGACCGAGGGCCAGAGCAAGAGCAGAGGCCUGCCGCUGUUCGGAGAGCUGGAGCACUACGACCUGGACAUGGACGAGAUCCUGGACGUGCCGUACAUCAAGUCCGAGAAGAGGAGCGCCGCGGCUAGAGCGCUAAAGCCCGACCUCAGGCAGCCCAAGCCAGCGGAUCAGGACCGUCUCAGGGCUCAGAGCGCUCACGGAUCAGAGCUGGACGCUCUUCUGUCCGACAAAGCCGACGGCGGCCCGAGUGCCUCCCCUCUUCAGCCGGCCACAGGCCCGAGGCAGGACAAGCCCUGGAGAACGCUUGGAGAAGCCGACGAGGAAAACAAGAAGACGCAGAACAUCCUGAACAUCGUGAGAGAAGGACAGAUCUCUCUGCUGCCUCACCUGGCGGCGGAGAACCUGGAGCGCAUCCGAGACGAGGACGGGAACAACCUGCUGCAUGUGUCUGCAGCUCAGGGUCACGCCGACUGCCUGCAGCACCUCACCUCGUUAAUGGGCGAGGACUGUCUAAACGAGCGCAACACACAGCAGCUGACGCCCGCAGGCCUCGCCGUCAGGGUACCACACACUCAGUGUGUGUGUGUGUGUGUGUGUGUGUGUGUGUGUGUGUGUGUGUGUGUGUGCACUCGUGAGCAUCCCAGCCUCAUCCACUACGCCGCGAGACACGGACAGGAGCGGGUGCUGCUGUGGCUGCUGCAGUUCAUGCAGGAACAGGCCAUUUCUCUGGACGAGGCGGAUCAGAACGGGAACACGGCGGUGCAUGUGGCGGCUCAGUGCGGACAUCUCAGCUGCGUUCAGCAGGGCGAGCGUCCGUCCCAGAAUGCCGAGCGGCAGGGUCACAGCACCUGCUCCAGGUAUCUGGUGGUGGUGGAGACCUGCAUGUCUCUGGCCUCGCAGGUGGUCAAACUCACCAAACAGCUGCACGAACAAACGACGGCGCGAGUCGCUCUACAGAACCAGCUUCAUCUGCUGCUGCAGACACACGAGCUCAGCUCUCAUGUGGAGUCGUGGCCUGAGAUGAUGCUGACGGCCGAAGCGGCUCCUGAUGACGGUCAGUGGACGCUGAAGCAGAGACACAUGGACUCAGAUGCUGUCCUGAGCAAGCUGGCGGACGGAGAGGCGGAGCCAGGGGCGGGGCCUGGAGCCGGACCAAUGAGGCGGCUGGGGCCGGGCGAGAGGCGGGAACUCAAGCUGGCGCAUCUCAAGCAGAUCAUGCAGCGUUCGCUCAGCGAAUCGGACGCGGAAGAGUCCAAACCGUCCCGACCCGAGCGGCCCACGCAGCUGUCCAUCGCAGAGCCCGACGAAAACAAGCACAAGUUCUCCUUAACGCACAGAACUCCCAAAUCCGUGGACGUUUGCAACCCGUCUCCGUCGUCAGACCACAGCGACUCAGAAACCAAACCCGAAGAGCUUCCCGACGGCCAGAAGGUCACCACGAGUCCCAAAAGCGCCCUCAAGUCGCCGUCCUCUCGCAGGAAAACCUCGCAGAACCUCAAACUGAGAGUCACGUUUGACGAGCCGCCGCGGAAAGACGGACCAGCGCCGGACGCCAAAGUCCAACCCAGCAAACGAGCGUUUGGGACGUUUCGCUCCAUAAUGGAAACCCUGAGCGGAAACCAGAACAGCAACAACAACAACGCUCAGAGCGCCGCCAAACACGCCGGGAAGAAGAGCGAAUCCAAGAGCAGAAGCAAGGCGAGCGCUGUUUAAAACUAACCGAUCCAAAUCCAGACUCUUUAGAAACCAGGUGCAUCUUUUCCACACUAUUUGCUGUGCACAUAAGAACACGCUUUCAUGUGCGUUUUGAAAUUGUAACUUUGCAAUACUGUGAUUUUGUACAGACUCAAUAAUCAAAAACAAGCAGCCAUACAGUGAACAAACGAGCGAACAAAUCGUCUUCUUCAUUAAAUGAUUCGGUGGAUCCAACGCUGCACCUUCAGUUUCUGAUUGAUUUCAAAACUCUGAUACGUUUUAUAUGUAAUCUGUAUUGUUUUGAGUUAUUAAAGUGUGGAUUUAUAAUUUAACUAUUAUGUUUGAAUGCAAGAAACACUAUAUUAUUGGAAUCAUUGUAACGACAUUUGGCGAUUGAAAUAAAGACGUUUUCAACUGAGCUAAUU
Messenger RNA from Sinocyclocheilus rhinocerous, 2403 nucleotides. Its product is annotated as synphilin-1. The record is from RefSeq and is a predicted model, not a curated record. The transcript is spliced from 10 exons. Gene Ontology annotation, molecular function: ubiquitin protein ligase binding. NCBI's taxonomy places the organism in Eukaryota, Metazoa, Chordata, Actinopteri, Cypriniformes, Cyprinidae. Bases 29 to 1996 code for a protein of 655 amino acids.